This is a messenger RNA of Notolabrus celidotus (New Zealand spotty), 869 nucleotides long. RefSeq names its product HUS1 checkpoint clamp component (gene hus1). The annotation marks the transcript as partial. Lineage: Eukaryota; Metazoa; Chordata; Actinopteri; Labriformes; Labridae. Gene Ontology annotation, cellular component: checkpoint clamp complex; nucleolus; site of double-strand break. Gene Ontology annotation, biological process: mitotic DNA replication checkpoint signaling; meiotic DNA integrity checkpoint signaling; double-strand break repair via homologous recombination. The transcript is spliced from 6 exons. The record is from RefSeq and is a predicted model, not a curated record.
UGUCGUCCUCAGCUGAUCACGUCUGUGUCCGUCUCCCUGCAGGCGAACUUCUUCGAUGAGUACCAGAUGGAGGGCGUGUCCUCUGAGGACAAUGAGAUUUGUCUUGAGGUGACUCCAGAGAAUCUGUCCAGAGCGUUGAAGACAGUCCAGAACGCCAAAGCUGUCAAAGUCAAACUGACCAAGAAGCACUGCCCCUGCCUCACCAUCGCCGCCGAGCUGCCCACCCUGUCCAGCAUCAGUCGAGUGGUCACGCACGACGUCCCGGUCGAUGUCAUCCCCCGGAGGCUGUGGCACGAGUUCAAAGAGCCCAACAUGCCGGACUUUGAUGUCAGCAUCUACCUGCCUCCUCUGAAGACCAUGAAGAACGUCGUGGACAGAAUGAAGAACCUCUCCAACUUCCUGGUCCUGGAGGCCAACCUUAACGGAGAGAUGAACCUGAAGAUUGAGACCGAUCUUGUUUCUGUCACCACUCACUUCAAAGACCUGGGAAAUCCUCCAUGGGGUGAGGACGCCUCUCAGGACGGGGGUCCGUCUCAGAGCAGGGACCCAGAUGACAUGGCCCAGGCCCGGGUGGACAUCAGGAAGCUGCAGCAGUUCCUCAUGGGUCAGCAGGUCAACCCCAGCAAGGCCAUGUGCAAUAUCGUCCACGAUCGCGUCGUCCACCUGAUUCUGCUGCAUGAAGACGUGUCGCUGCAGUACUUCAUCCCCGCUGUGGCGUAGGAGCUCUGCAGAAGAACUUGUGAUAUCUGCUGGACGGACUGUGAGGCUGUCAGGUGAAAACCAAAGAGACGCUGCGAUCCUGAAAGAAGUCAGCUGUUUGAGAAGGAGUUCACAUUGUUGAGUGUUUUUUAAAUAAAGUUGAGCUGGUA